Aspergillus ochraceoroseus IBT 24754 is the source of this 1250-nucleotide messenger RNA. RefSeq names its product putative inositol phospholipid biosynthesis protein Scs3. The record is from RefSeq and is a predicted model, not a curated record. Gene Ontology annotation, cellular component: endoplasmic reticulum membrane. Lineage: Eukaryota; Fungi; Ascomycota; Eurotiomycetes; Eurotiales; Aspergillaceae. Gene Ontology annotation, biological process: lipid droplet organization; lipid storage; phospholipid biosynthetic process. The transcript has 2 exons. Bases 169 to 1083 code for a protein of 304 amino acids.
AAUUUAGGAAAUUCGGGAAUCUCUUCAUUUUUCCCUCGGAUUUCCGCUUCUCUCUCGCUUUCCCCAAUUCCACCUCUCUUUUGACCACUUCCUCUUUUUCUUCAUAGUAUAUUAGAACUGAAAAUAUUCUGGCAAGAGGGAUUCCUCCCUCUAAUUCGCAUCCCGACAAUGCCUCCUCCUCCUUCCUCCGCCGCAACGACAACACCACCAACCAGACCCUUCCACCCCUCCGCCGCAGUCCUCCUCAUCUACCCAGCGACUCUAAUUCUAGGCUCUCUCUUCUCUGUUCUCUCCCCGACCGCUCAACCUGCCUCUCCACAGCCCUCAUCUGCCACAAACCCCCUGCCGUCGCACCACCAGCAACACGUGGCGAUCAACUACUUUGCCCGCAAGGACAACAUCUUCAACAUAUACUUUGUCAAAGUCGGCUGGGCAUGGAUGACUCUUGCCUUUGCCACGAUUCUCCUUGCGCAUCCGGCUUCCAUACAGAGACCCCGGCGACUUCUCCAGGCAGGUUUGCGGUAUAUCCUUGUGACGACGGUGUGGUAUUCCAUGACGCAGUGGUUCCUCGGCCCGCCCAUCAUCGAUCGCAGUUUUGUCUGGAGUGGGGGACGGUGUCGGCGGACUAUGAACAGCAUGGGUGAGAUGCAGACGGAGGGGGAUAGUGACGAACAACGUCUAGGUGUUUACUUGACCGCCGCGACUUGCAAGUCUGCUGGGGGUGCUUGGAGGGGUGGACAUGAUGUCAGCGGACAUGUGUUUUUGUUGGUGCUGAUCACGGCGGCGUUGGGAUUUGAGGUUCUGGGGUUGAUGGAGGCGCAGGCGGAGUCCGAUACUGGGACGGGAGCGGCAGAGAAGAAGCAAGAUUCUGUAGGUGGGUGGAGGAAGACGUGGCCGGUGCGGUUUGUGGGAAGCGUGAUUGCGCUGAGUUGGUGGAUGCUGUUGAUGACGGGUAUUUGGUUCCAUACGUGGUUCGAAAAGUUUAACGGGUUGGUUAUUGCUUCGGUUACGAUUUAUGCUCUCUACAUCCUUCCUCGACGACUCAUCCCAUGGCGCAAUGUGGUUGGUAUUCCAGGCGUAUAGACGUCGCGCCUGGCCAUCACGCGGCGCGUUUUAUAGAUGAUCUUAUUAUUUUCUUUCUUUUGGUAUUGUUGGGAUACAUAUAUGAUUCUGCAGAGCAUGUGCGAAUGCUGUAGAUUAACUACUGAAUGUACAACUCGUCGAUUAAUGAUCACUUAACUUUUUUUUUU